CUGCGUCGGCAGAAAGUUGCCCGGAUUCAGUCCCUGCUGGUUCCCCGAGUCUGUGAGGGAGCAAGUGGCGACUACAGAGCCUGAACGUGAAUGUUACCUCCUGCCUGGACACCCAGCUCCGCAGGGUGUCCUCCUCCGCACCGUCUCUGGUCAUGAGCCAUCGAGGAUCUGCGAGGAAGGCGGGCGGGAUGCAGCACGCAGUAGCUGCAGCAGGUCAAACGGUGCCCGGAGCCCCAACCGCGCGGCGUUUCACAAUUGAUGAUUUUGAAAUCGGGCGUCCUCUCGGCAAGGGAAAAUUUGGGAAUGUUUACCUGGCUCGCCUGAAGAAAAACCAUUUCAUCGUGGCCCUGAAAGUCCUGUUCAAGUCUCAGAUAGAGAAGGAAGGCCUGGAACACCAGCUGCGCAGGGAAGUUGAAAUCCAGGCCCAUCUGCAACACCCCAAUAUCCUGCGCCUGUACAACUACUUCCAUGAUGCGCGCCGCGUGUACCUGAUUUUAGAAUAUGCCCCAAAGGGCGAGCUGUACAAGGCGCUGCAAAGGAGUCACACGUUUGAUGAACAGCGUACAGCCACGAUAAUAGAGGAGUUGGCAGACGCUCUGAUCUACUGCCAUGAAAAGAAGGUGAUUCACAGGGAUAUUAAGCCGGAGAACCUGCUGCUCGGGCUCAUGGGUGAAGUGAAGAUUGCAGACUUCGGCUGGUCUGUGCACACCCCCUCUCUGAGGAGAAGGACCACGUGUGGGACGCUGGACUACUUGCCCCCAGAAAUGAUCGAGGGGAGAACAUACGAUGAGAAGGUGGAUCUAUGGUGCAUUGGGGUCCUCUGCUAUGAGUUGCUGGUAGGAAAUCCACCCUUUGAGAGUGCCUCCACUAGUGAGACCUACAGACGCAUCCUCAAGGUAGAUUUAAGGUUUCCUCCAUCAAUGUCUUCGGGGGCUCGGGACCUGAUCUCCAAGCUUCUCAGAUUCCAACCCUUGGAGAGGCUGCCCUUGGUCCGGGUCUUGGAGCACCCAUGGAUCCGGGCCCACUCUCAGAGGGUGCUGCCCCCAUCUGUUCAUAUGGCUUUCUGAGCCCUGUCCACCCCUAUCCCUUUGGGAUUGCUCAUGGAGCACCGUUGGCUCUGGUAUCUCACUUGUCUUUUGUUUCUUCUCUUUUAAGAUGCAUCAUUUUAUUAUCAUACUUAAUAAAAGUUGAAUCAUUUUGUA
This is a messenger RNA of Bubalus bubalis (water buffalo), 1202 nucleotides long. It is a transcript of the gene AURKC, whose product is annotated as aurora kinase C. NCBI's taxonomy places the organism in Eukaryota, Metazoa, Chordata, Mammalia, Artiodactyla, Bovidae. The record is from RefSeq and is a predicted model, not a curated record. The coding region runs from base 153 to 1067 and encodes 304 amino acids. Gene Ontology annotation, cellular component: spindle midzone; spindle pole centrosome; chromosome passenger complex. The transcript is spliced from 7 exons. Gene Ontology annotation, molecular function: ATP binding; protein kinase activity. Gene Ontology annotation, biological process: protein phosphorylation; regulation of cytokinesis; mitotic spindle organization.